Molecule: messenger RNA, 1954 nt
Organism: Trichoderma virens Gv29-8
Lineage: Eukaryota; Fungi; Ascomycota; Sordariomycetes; Hypocreales; Hypocreaceae
Exons: 5
Coding region: 1-1512 (503 amino acids)
Biological process (GO): amino acid transmembrane transport
Cellular component (GO): fungal-type vacuole membrane
Molecular function (GO): L-glutamate transmembrane transporter activity; L-tyrosine transmembrane transporter activity; L-lysine transmembrane transporter activity
Source: RefSeq, a predicted model, not a curated record
AUGGCAAGAUCACGACGCCGAGCCGGUAAAGAUGGCCAUGGCGGACAGGCUAGCAUGGGCAGCAGCGUCGUUAAUCUGCUGAAUACAAUUGUUGGAGCUGGCACACUUGCCAUGCCAUCGGUCUUGUCGCACAUGGGAAUUAUGCUGGGAACUCUCCUUAUCAUCUGGUCUGGAUUCACUUCUGCGUUCGGCCUCUACCUCCAGUCCCGAUGCGCGCGUUAUCUCGACCGCGGAACGUCCUCCUUCUUCGCCCUGUCCCAGUUGACGUAUCCAAAUGCAUCCGUCAUCUUCGAUGCGGCCAUCGCCAUCAAGUGCUUCGGUGUUGGAGUUUCAUACAUGAUCAUCAUUGGCGACCUUAUGCCCGGAGUGGCCUUGGGCUUCAACAGCAACGCGGACAAGAUUCCCUAUCUGGUGGACCGGAAUUUUUGGAUCACUGCUUUUAUGCUCCUGGUUAUCCCUCUGAGUUUUCUAAAGCGACUCGACUCACUCAAAUAUACUAGCAUAGUCGCUUUGGUAUCGAUUGGAUAUCUCAUUAUUCUAGUCAUCUAUCACUUUUCCGUGGACCCCCAUGCCGAUCCAAGCAACAUCCGAGUCAUUCAAUGGGCUGGAGCCGUCGAGACCCUCAGCGCGCUGCCUGUGGUUGUUUUCGCCUAUACUUGUCACCAGAACAUGUUCUCCAUCAUCAACGAGAUCAAGGACAAUUCCCCACCCAGCAUUGUGCGAGUCGUAGGAUCUAGCAUUGGGUCUGCAGCAUCCAUCUAUGUCUUGGUGGCCAUUACUGGAUACAUCACUUUUGGUAAUUCCAUUGUUGGAAACAUUGUAUCCAUGUACCCCACCGGAGUCGCCUCUACAAUUGGAAAAGCAGCAAUCGUUGUCCUCGUCCUAUUUUCCAUUCCUUUACAGGUCCAUCCUUGUCGUGCCUCUCUCGAUGCCGUCUUCAACUGGCGACCCAGCAGGGGAAACUCAAGCGGCGGCCGUGCUGGCUCCCCUCUACUGAACUCGUCAUCGGCACAGCGUGGUGACCACGGCAGCACUGCACCAAUGUCUGAUCUCAGAUUUGCCCUCAUUACUACGAUUAUUCUAACUCUAGCUUACAUCACUGCUCUCUCAGUCAGCAGCCUUGACCGUGUUCUUGCCUUUGUCGGUAGCACGGGAUCUACAUCCAUUAGCUUCAUUCUACCUGGUCUAUUCUAUUAUAAAAUUAGCGAUCCCGAAAGUGUCCACCAUCAGCGCUUAGCCAAAGAGGACGACGAUAUGGAUGGCUCUGACGAUUCUGACGUUGAGGACUCCGGAGCGCUUGCCCAGAGCACCCACAGCAUUCGCAGUGCAGCCAGUGCCGCUAGCAAUCGGAGCGGAAGUGCCCUGCGCUGGCGUAGAAAGUGGCGAUGGGAUUUGGAGCAUGUCGACAACGGCCUUUUACGAAAGAUGGCUCUGGCCCUAGCGAUUUACGGCAUGGUCGUGAUGGUGGUUUGCUUGGUUAUGAACAUUUUCUUCAUUACGGCUGCCCACUAAGAAUGAUUUGACAUAAAGUUAUCGUUUUGCGGAGACACCAGCAGAAAGAGUGCCACUCAGUCUUUCUUUUUGGAGAGGCGUUUUUUUUUGGUCUUACAACAUACCACAGAGCUUAUUGACACGCGUGGAGUUUAGACAAGGGUGGUUUACGGCGUUGAUUUCUUUCUUUUCAUUUUUCUUUUGGAAACGUGGGUAUACCGAUGACGAGAGAUGUUGUUUGACGAAAAGCCCUGCAGCGAGUUGUAUAGUCAUCCUUUUGUGAUGCACAGGGUUUAUGAUAUCGAAGCGCUAUUACGUCCCAGCGGGGGUGGAAAUAUGUUGUGGCAUGAGUCAUUAAAGAGAGAGGGAGAGAUGGAUAUCCUUAGAAUGAUAUGAGCACUAUUAGUAGCAGGGUAUAGAAUCAUUUCAACAGAUCAAUACAGAUGCCUCUAGCCUUUUAUUG